CUCGUUUCACUAUAAAGUUGGAUGUCUUUCUUAACUUCAUAAUUCCAAUCGAAGAAAAGUUAGGGUUUUCAGUUUUCCCCCUUUUCAGCGAAUCUGAAUCCGAAUCCAAAUCCUAAUCCAAGCAUGUCGUCCACGAGGAAGAUCACCUUGAAGAGUUCCGACGGCGAGCCCUUCGAGGUGGACGAGGCGGUGGCUUUGGAGUCGCAGACGAUUAAGCACAUGAUCGAAGACGAUUGCGCCGACAGUGGCAUCCCUCUUCCCAACGUCACGAGCAAGAUCUUGGCUAAGGUCAUCGAAUACUGCAAGAAGCACGUCGAUGUCGCCAAUCCCGAAGAGAAACCCUCCGAGGAUGAUCUCAAGGCUUGGGACGCUGAUUUCGUCAAAGUCGACCAAGCCACUCUCUUCGAUCUCAUCCUGGCUGCAAACUACUUGAAUAUCAAGAGCCUGCUGGACCUUACAUGCCAGACUGUAGCAGACAUGAUCAAAGGGAAGACUCCAGAGGAAAUUCGCAAGACCUUUAACAUUAAGAAUGACUUCACUCCCGAGGAAGAGGAUGAAGUUCGUCGGGAAAACCAAUGGGCAUUUGAAUGAUUUAGUUAAACUCAUAAAUUCUCAAUCAAAAAGAUCGGCAUGUGGAUUUAUGCUAUGCUUAUUUUGUUUAUCAAAGAUCUUUCAUUUAGAUGUACCUAUGCCAUAUACUUGUUUGUUUUAUCUUUCAGUCUAUGGGUUUGUUUGUUUUAUAGUUGGGGAAUUAAUUAUCGUACUUUCUAACCAAAACAUACAUUCUAAUAAUAAUAUAUGGUUCAAAUUAAUU
This is a messenger RNA of Abrus precatorius (Indian licorice), 814 nucleotides long. Its product is annotated as SKP1-like protein 1B. Gene Ontology annotation, cellular component: nucleus; cytoplasm. Gene Ontology annotation, biological process: SCF-dependent proteasomal ubiquitin-dependent protein catabolic process. The record is from RefSeq and is a predicted model, not a curated record. Gene Ontology annotation, molecular function: cullin family protein binding. Lineage: Eukaryota; Viridiplantae; Streptophyta; Magnoliopsida; Fabales; Fabaceae. The transcript is spliced from 2 exons. The coding region runs from base 124 to 591 and encodes 155 amino acids.